AUGCCACGAAUACCUCUCCUCGGGCGUUUGAAAUCCCAGGAAUAUGUAGCGCUGGUCCUCGGCUUUCUGUUCAUCGCCUUCGAGGUCGUGAUUCGCCUAAUUACCCUCUCUUUGCCUAAACCAAUAAUCAACUGGUUCUACGAGCGGUCGAGGUCGCUAUUCCAUAAAUUGAGCGGUGGCCGCAAGCCCCAGUCGGCGGAAAAGAAGACCGCGGAUCGUAUACUCAAAGCGAGGGACUUCAGCGACCUCUGCGAAAUUUUCGGGUACGAGCACGAGGAGCACGUCGUCCUCACCAAGGACGGAUACCUUCUUGGUUUGCAUCGCUUGCCGUCGACACAUGGCGAGCACAACACCAAUCCUGGGACCAGCACGGGCAAGCCAGUGGUAUACUUACAUCACGGCCUGCUCAUGAAUUCGGAAGUGUGGGUUUGUCUCACCGAAGCGGAGAGAUCGCUUCCCUUUGUUUUGGUCGAGCAGGGGUACGAUGUAUGGUUGGGGAACAAUAGAGGUAACAAGUACUCGAAGAAGUCCAUCCACCAUGCCCCAGAUGAGGCUAAAUUCUGGAACUUUUCCAUCGACGAUUUUGCAUGGCACGAUAUUCCAGACUCGAUCAAUUAUAUCCUCCACGUCACGAAAGCCUCGAAAUUGAGUUACGUUGGUUUUAGUCAAGGCACCGCUCAAGCCUUUGCUGCUCUCAGCAUCCAUCCCCAGUUAAACGAGAAGAUCAACGUCUUCAUUGCCCUCGCGCCAGCGAUGUCCCCUGCGGGGCUUGCUGCUCCCAUUGUGGAUAGCUUGAUGAAAGCAUCCCCCACCCUUAUCUUCCUUUUCUUUGGACGUAAAGCCAUCAUGUCGUCGGCAGGGAUGUGGCAAUCCAUCCUCUAUCCACCGAUAUUCGCAUCCGUUAUUGACAGGUCUCUGGGUUGGCUAUUCGACUGGCGCAGCUUGAACAUCUCGAACUCACAGAAGAUCGCCGCGUACGCCCAUCUCUACAGUUUCGCUUCGGUCAAAUCGGUCGUUCACUGGUUCCAAAUCAUGCGGAACGGCGCGUUCCAAAUGUACGACGACGAUGUAGCCGCUAUAACUCGUACCUCGGUCAGCUCUUACCGCCCAGCAAGAUUCCCGACGAAGAAUAUCGUCACCCCGAUCGUUCUUCUAUAUGGAGACUCCGACAGCCUUGUGGACAUUGAUGUCAUGACGAAGCAGCUACCCAAGCAUACCGUAGCACGGAGACUAGCUGGAUAUGAACACCUCGAUAUAUUGUGGGGCAAGUCCGUCCACAUCGAUGUGAUUCCGGAGGUGCUCAAUUCUUUGCGAAAGCAUUGCGGUGUCAAGCUCGUCAAUGGUAUCCAUGCCGAUGUGAGCUCGGAGUGA
Molecule: messenger RNA, 1371 nt
Organism: Pleurotus ostreatus (oyster mushroom)
Lineage: Eukaryota; Fungi; Basidiomycota; Agaricomycetes; Agaricales; Pleurotaceae
Exons: 4
Coding region: 1-1371 (456 amino acids)
Biological process (GO): lipid metabolic process
Source: RefSeq, a predicted model, not a curated record